Messenger RNA from Rosa chinensis, 1062 nucleotides. Its product is annotated as putative F-box/LRR-repeat protein At3g58880. Bases 1 to 1062 code for a protein of 353 amino acids. Lineage: Eukaryota; Viridiplantae; Streptophyta; Magnoliopsida; Rosales; Rosaceae. The record is from RefSeq and is a predicted model, not a curated record. The transcript is spliced from 3 exons.
AUGUGGACAUCACUUCCUCAUUUUCAGUUUGAUGAGGGACCGCUACUUCAGAGAUAUCUCUUGGUAAAUGUUGUGGAUAGAGCACUUCUUCUUCAUGGCCCUGCUAAUAUAGAAGCUUUUGGUUUUAGUUUUAUAGUGCUAGGUGAUUCACAUCGUGUUAAUGCAUGGAUCUCUGCUAUAGUAAAAUGGAACGUUGAAGAGCUUUCUAUAAGCCUGCAAAUCAUUGAUGAACCAGUUUUAUUGCCUGAUUCCUUAUUUACUUCUGCAACACUGGUGGUCUUAGAUCUAGAUAUGCCCUGUGUUUUCAAGGUUCCUCGUACUAUUUGCUUCUCAAGUCUAAAGUGCUUGAGUCUCAAGUCUGUGGUGUUUCCUGAUGACUGCUUAACCCAGCAGUUGUUUUCUGGUUUCCCAGUCCUAGAAGAUCUAUCUCUAACAGAUUGCAAUUGGACGAAUAUUAUCAAGUUUGUGAGUAUUUAUACUCCCAAGCUUUUGAUCUUGACCAUGAUCGAAGGAGGUGUGGAAGUUGUGAGAGCUUCAAAAUCUUCUGAUGGAUGUCAGAUGAUGGUAUUUGGAGAUAAUCUCAAACAGUUUAAUUACAAGGGUGAGUUCCUAAAUGAAUGUUGCAUUUGCAAUUCAUCCUCACUAAAUGAGGCUAAAAUUCGUGUUGUUGAUUAUUCCUCCAAGAGAUUGAGACGUACUGCUUACCGUUUGUAUAAGCUUCUUAGAGGGCUCUCUACUGUGAAGCAUCUAACUAUCUCUUAUUAUAUCUUUGAGGUGGUUCUAGAUGAUGCACCAGAACUUCUUGCCCAGCUGCCUUUGUUCAAUGAUCUAAUCACUUUAGAAUUUGAAGGAAGUGUAAACAUUGGUAGCAAACCAUUCUUAUCGAUGCUCCACAACUGUCCUUGUCUUCAAACUUUGAUAUUCCUUGAGGGGAUUGAGGAGUCCUUAAAUGUUGCUAAAGAUGGAGAUUUGGAGCCUUUGCCUCCAUGCUUCCUCUCACGUAUGAAAGAGAUUGAAGUCUAUGAAUUUUAUGGAGAUCUGAGGAUCACAUACAUGCAUUGA